CGAUUCCGUACAUCUCGGUUCGAGAGUAGCUUAUGUAAUGCACCGUAGCCGAGUCCGCAGAGUUCUCAGUUUCGUCAACGUCCCGUUCUUGCCAUUCGACGAAUAUAUCCAUUGCGCUUUAGCAGUCGACCCGUUCCAUUUUCUAUGUCUCUAACCCGUCUUUUCCACUCUAGCCUUAAAAUGGCAUCCAACAUAAUAGGAAAGUCCGGUCGCGUGUACGUUCCGGGCGAGGUGCUCCAGCGCCAUCAUAAGGACCACAAGCUUAGCAUCUUCAAAGCGCAGUCCGGACAUGAGGUUUUCGUCUUCAAGCGCGUACCCAGGCCGUUCUACGAUUUGUCUCUACGUCUCGCAGCCGAGUUUGCAGGCUCCCGUCGGCUUCGAAUGCACAUCGAUUGCAAUCAGGAAGAAUGCAUUCUAAUUUAUCCCUAUUUCAAAGGCACCCUCCUGUCCUUGAUUCAGGACAAGCCGGACCUUCAUGUGCUAGAACGAAAGAAAAUCAUGCGACAUACAGGAGAAGCAAUACAAGAACUUCAUUCCAAAGACUGGAUCCAUAUUGAUGUGAAGCCUGACAACAUUUUGGUUAAUUGGACCUGCGACGAACAGGGCAAUACAACAGUCACUAAUGUAGCCCUGGGUGAUUUUGAUAUUGCUUAUAAGUCGGAAAACGGAGAACCUCGUCAGACACCUUAUGCAAUAGGCAAUGCGAUGUGGCGAAGCCCAGAAGGACAGACUGGAAUGGGUGUUACCAAGGCAUCCGAUAUAUUUUCGUUUGGACUCGUAUGCAUAUAUGCCCUCGGGGGCGGAGAACUCCUGCUUUUAAAUGAUUACCAGGAGCUAGUAAAAAGGGGUAUACCCCCAGAACAAGAGAUUUUGACUCGACACUUUUCGUAUUUUGGGCUAGUCCCCGAAGGGCUCCUUAAGCAAGUCAAUAGUGAUGUUUGGCGUGAUGCUUUGAUGGAAGCGUCAGCAGCGGCUGAGAACGCAGUCAAGGACCAGCCUGAGAUGAAGUUUGAACAUUGGGGGGAGGAAAUUGGUCCCGAGGCACAGAGCAUGAUAUCUACAAUGAUAAACCCAGAUCCAUCGGCCAGAGCAACGAUAGAUGAAGUCUUAGCGCAUCCAUGGUGGCAGGAUGAUUCUUAAUUCGCUGUUCAUGGUUGCUGCAAGGGCGGAAGCAAUGAGAAAUCGUAACCCCAUAACUCCAAGUCGGUAUCAAUAUUACCGUUACCAUCUUCCAUCAACUCGCCAAUGUAUCCGAUGUCACAAUUAGGUUCACGAACCAGCGGCCAUUCAUUGUUGAUUGUUGACGAGCUGUAGUCCCCUCCAAAUGACGGAGCAAAAUUCCAGGUAGUGUCAGAAGUCGAGAGAAUGUCGUGGAUACCUGUAAAUGCUGGCGCAGUCAAAGCCAUAGUCGAAUCAUUGCCAGAAAGAAGAUUUACAGUAGGCAUAGUAUGCUCCGCUUGCCCCAUGCUGCUGUUUGGAAUCUGGGGAGUGGUAGGUGUCAGGUUAGAAACUAUCAAAUGUCAGU
Molecule: messenger RNA, 1525 nt
Organism: Annulohypoxylon truncatum
Lineage: Eukaryota; Fungi; Ascomycota; Sordariomycetes; Xylariales; Hypoxylaceae
Product: kinase-like domain-containing protein
Exons: 4
Coding region: 145-1140 (331 amino acids)
Biological process (GO): protein phosphorylation
Molecular function (GO): protein kinase activity; ATP binding
Source: RefSeq, a predicted model, not a curated record